Ilex paraguariensis (yerba mate) is the source of this 577-nucleotide messenger RNA. Lineage: Eukaryota; Viridiplantae; Streptophyta; Magnoliopsida; Aquifoliales; Aquifoliaceae. The record is from the annotation of a GenBank genome assembly.
AUGGCUCCUGAAGUUUUCAAACACCAGAAAUAUGAUAAGAAGGUUGAUGUUUUCUCUUUUGCAAUGAUACUCUAUGAGAUGCUUGAAGGUGAUCCACCGAUGUCACAUCAUGAACCUUAUGAAGCAGCCAAAUAUGUGGCAGAUGGGCAUAGGCCUAUGUUUAGGGCAAAAAGUUACAUUCCUGAAUUGAGGGACUUGACAGAGCAAUGCUGGGCAGCAGACAUGAACAAUCGACCUCCUUUCUUGGAGAUUCUCAAGAGGCUUGAAAAAAUUAAGGAAAUCUUACCGUCUGAUCAUCACUGGCUCCUCUUUACUUCAUGACAUAUUAUAGCAAAAAGACAUGGACUGACAGAGACAUUUCUUUGAUAUGUUGGUGGCCCUCCCCUGGUAUCCUGUAUAUUUUCACACCGGUGCAAUUGUGAAUAGACUCAAUUGGACGACGUUAACUACUGUUAUUAUUGUGACGGAACCUUUGAUUUCUUGUUCAGAUACUGAAUACAAACAUUGUGACACUUUCUAUUUCAGUAGAUCUGUGGUCUCGUCACGAUCUCAGAACAGCCUGUAAAGUAGUCUCGUC